This is a messenger RNA of Aspergillus mulundensis, 888 nucleotides long. RefSeq names its product GNAT family N-acetyltransferase. NCBI's taxonomy places the organism in Eukaryota, Fungi, Ascomycota, Eurotiomycetes, Eurotiales, Aspergillaceae. The record is from RefSeq and is a predicted model, not a curated record. Bases 1 to 888 code for a protein of 295 amino acids. Gene Ontology annotation, molecular function: acyltransferase activity, transferring groups other than amino-acyl groups. The transcript has 3 exons.
AUGGCUCUGAGCACACUAGGGACGCAAGCUGUGCCAUUCAACCCCACAUUUCCAUUCCCAAUAGCACACACCCCCGCCCGCCUCCUAGAAACCGCCGAAGCAGCCUUCCUGCGUUCCCAAAUCCGCACAGUCAGUCGCUUCUACCCCGAUGAAAAGUUCGCCACCAUCCCGCUGAGGCGGAAGACGAUCAGAAGCGAAACGGAAACUCAAACCGGGCUCGCAGGCGCAACAAAGAGAUCAUUCGACUGGAAGCUGAACCGCGUCGUCGGGUUCGGGAUGGACGGCCCCGUCACGGGCCAUGAGCUCGAUGGACUUGAGCGCCUGUCCAGGCGCGUCGGUCUGACGCCGUACAUUGAUCUCUGCCCGUUUGCGCAUCCGAGCGCGCGGGAGCUGCUGGCGCAGAGGGGGUAUAGGAACGCUGGGGAUAUCAAUGUGCAUAUCCUGCCGCUGCAGGAUGUUAGUUUUGACGAUUCAGGGGAUAGUACUCGAGGUCGGGUAGAGAUAACACGCGUCUCAACCUCAGCCGACAGAUCGCAUUUCAUCGAGUCCUCACUCGCGGGCUUCGAGCAAGACGCAGGUGACAGCAAAACUGAGGACGAGCUCCUCAAGCUUCUCGCCGAGUGCGCCACGCUCCAGCCCGAAACACGGACUUACCUUGCGAGACUCGAUGGCCGGAUUGCAGGGGGUGCAGGAAUGGCGUAUCUUCCUACGCCGCAGGGCCCCGUUACGCAGCUUCAUAUCACCAGUACUGUUCCCGAGUUUCGCGGGAGGGGUGUACAGGGUGCGUUACUGCGGGCGCGACUGGCUGAUGCGAAAGCAAGCGGGAUCAGGGUUGCAGUGGUGAAUACACGGCCUGGAAGUGUAAGCGUGAGGAAUGUUGGCAAAUAG